Molecule: messenger RNA, 2928 nt
Organism: Amorphotheca resinae ATCC 22711
Lineage: Eukaryota; Fungi; Ascomycota; Leotiomycetes; Helotiales; Amorphothecaceae
Exons: 2
Coding region: 1-2928 (975 amino acids)
Biological process (GO): microtubule-based movement
Molecular function (GO): microtubule binding; microtubule motor activity; ATP binding
Source: RefSeq, a predicted model, not a curated record
AUGGCUGCUGCUAUUCCCCGACCCUCGAGGCCGUCCUAUGGACCGCCAACAACCGCCCUCCCCGCGUUACCAACAUCUAAAACCCGCAAGAGUACAGGAGGAAUACCCGCGAUAUCAGAUUUUAAAUCGACUUCCACGCCGAGCCUACCGAAGAGCGGACUUCGAGCACCUUCUACGUCAAAUCUUCCCUCAUCACCCGGAGGAAGCGUAACACUUCCCAAAUUACGAACUACCCCAGGCGUUAAUGGUGCCGGGAGGUCGAUUAGGAAAACUAUCAGCAUUAAUUCCUUCCCGCAACCGCCGCGAGGGGACGGCCCACGGAUAACCAGUCUACCUCCAAGCCCAUUAUCAGGUGGCUUGGGGGCAGGGAGUAGGGCGGACAGCGAUACCAGCCCAGCUACUCCCGGGCCAAAAAAACUGAAGCGGUUGACAUCAACCUCCAGUUCGAAGACUAGCUAUGUUAAUGGUGCAGCACCGAGCUUACUCAAUGGCAGCGGGGACAGCAGAUCGAUAUCUAGCGGGCCUGGGGCGCGCGGAUCGGAUGGUCUCUUGAGCCUGCCAUCACCGCCUCAGAGCCGCAGCUCCUCGGCACAGGAUUCAUAUUCGACCUCAGCAACGACACUUGAAGAUAAUGGAGACUUACAUAGAGGACGAGAAGCUGCCGCGGAUGCCGACACUGAGAAGGGUUCGUCAAAACACGGAGAGAUAAAAGGCAAUGUGAUUGUGAGCGUUCGAGUUCGCCCCGACGCGGGCGGUGGAGAGCGUGGUAAAGCGGAUGGGGAGUGGCUGGUGGAUGGACGAAAAUCCCUGGUCUCAUAUCGAGGCAAGGAAGCGGGUGACUACUACUAUGAUAAUGUUUUUGCUACCCACGACAACAAUGCCAAGGUCUACGAUGCUUCUGCGAAGCGACUGGUUCGGCGAGUUAUGGAAGGAUACCACGGAACUGUCUUCGCCUACGGGAUGACGGGUACAGGCAAGACAUUCUCCAUGCAGGGGACAGCAACAUCCCCUGGUGUCAUCCCGCUUGCCAUCACCGAUAUUUUCUCGUACAUCCGCGAGACGCCAUCCCGAGAAUUCCUACUCCGUGUCAGCUACCUAGAAAUUUAUAACGAGAAGAUUCAUGAUCUCCUAAGCGCACCUACUACUACAGGCCCUGGAGCAGUUCCGCAAGAAGAGAUCAAGCUUCGGGAGGAUAGCAAACGGGGGGUCUAUGCCACUCCGUUGAAAGAGGAGAUCGUUCAGAGCCCAACACAGCUCCUACGAGUGAUUGCCAGAGGUGACCAUGCCAGACGUACCUCGAGCACGCAGUUCAACGCGAGGAGUUCUCGAAGUCACGCCGUUGUUCAGAUCGUUGUUGAAAGUAGAGAACGUAUUCCUGGUACCGGAGCGAUGGGGGAGAACAAGCGAUCCGGGAUACUUCCCGGAGGCGUUCGGGUGUCGACGCUCAGCCUGAUUGAUCUUGCUGGGUCCGAAAGAGCUGCAGAGACGAAGGAGCGACGGACCGAGGGUUCCCACAUUAACAAGAGUUUGCUUACCCUCGGAACCGUCAUCGCCCGACUGUCUGGAGACAAGGACAAGGAUGGGAAGCCAACUGACAAAGAUGGGAAGCAUCUCCCUUAUAGAGAUAGCAAGCUUACCAGACUCCUCCAGGGUGCUCUAUCCGGAGAUUCCCUGGUCAGCAUCCUCUGCACAAUCCAGAUCGGGUCUGCCGGUAGUGCCGCAGCAGCCAACACCCACACUAGCGAGACCUUGAACACGCUGAAGUUCGCCUCGAGGGCGAAGAACAACAUUGUCAGUCACGCCAAGAAGGCCGAGGAAGCACUUGGUGCUGGCGGAGAUGGGGGGGCUAGAGUUUUACUCGAGAGGUACCGCAUGGAGAUCUUGGAGUUGCGAAGCCAACUCGAGGGGCAACAGAAAGCAAAGAUUGACGACGAUGAGAAGGAACGGGAGAAGGAGGCCGAGCAACGUCACGAGGAGCAGAUGCUGGAGAUGCAAUUGGCUCGGACGGCUCUGAAGGAGAGGAUUGAACAUCUUAAUCGUCUUAUCCUCAGCUCGAAAUCAACCGGUGUUAAUGCCAGCGGAUCGUACUCAUCUCUGAGUAUGCACCCUCGCCUGUCCAAUAGGGCUUCGAAUGGCCACCUCUCUUCGAUGUCCGCACGUUCUUCGAUGGCACCGUCUGUCACGCAGCGCAAUUCACUUGAGCGUACAGCUUCUGUGGCUUCGGCAUCGACAAUUGGCCAACUCCCGCGAGAUCGGUUAUCGGCGUCUGGGUCGUUGGAGGAUGAGGAGUCGCUCGGCGAAUUUGGCGACGGCACCGCAUCGCUGCAAGCCCAGAACCGUGCCUUGCAAGCUGACCUCGCAGACAAGACCCGCUACUGCCAGACGCUCGAGAAGCGUCUGCUGCAGGCGAGACGGUCGAGUCACUCGCGGACAUCGGCGAACUUGUCGAAGAAUGGAAUUAUGGUCGGGGAGGACCAUGGCGUGGCGGCGCUCUUGAAGGAGAAGGAUGCAGAGAUUGCGGAGCUCAGAGCUCGACUGGACGACAAAGACCGCAUGCUUGAUGCCCUGCGCUCUGCUGCUCGGUCACGCGAUACUGCGGAUCGAGACCCUCGCGCCUCGCAACACUUCAAGCCGGCUGAUAAUGAUCCUCUAUCGCCGGUGUCCGCGCGCACUUCACAACUUGUCGAUGGGCCCACGAGUCCGAUGAUGAGUCUCCUGUCCCCGACUCUCCGGAAACGGACCAAAAGCGUAGAUGAGAUGAGCAAGAUGCUCGAUGAGAUGAUCCAGGACCGGGUCGAGAGGGGCGAGUUAGUUAAGGGUUCUCGAGGCAGCGUACGCCUCGCGAGCGAGCGGCGCCAGGCGAGUCUGGGACCGCUAUCCCCAUUGCCGAUGCCGUUGAGCCAUGAGGCGCCAGCGGCGCUGUCGUGA